CCGUGAUUUCUUGGAUUAAAAAAACUUCCUCGGCUAUGCUGGAAGACAGUUCGGAUUAUAAUAAAGGCUUCCAAAAACCCAACUCGACUACUUGGAACAAAGUUAUUGCCAACAGUCCCAGCAAGAGGGACCAAGUCUUAAUGAUUGACCCCGACUUUUUACAAGAAAUCGAAACCCGAUUUUUAUCCGAUGUAGGUAAUUUUGAGUUAGUUAAUUUAAAAAGUAUGUUUUUGGAAACUAUCGAACGGAAAAUGCUCAACAAGGUAAAAGUCCAAAUCCGAGAUAUUAACUCGUUUGCUUAUACCAUUAUUGCCGAGGACGGCAUACGGAGUGAACCCAUUGCCGCUAGUGGUUCGACCAAGUUUUAUUUUCAACCGACUGUCAUCGGGGGAGUUAUUCCUUUUGCUAAUGCUCGUGCUUUGUUAAAACAACAUUGGCAAGUUAGGGAACAAGAACUUUUAACCAUUAACCCCCAGGCUAAAAACUUCCUGGACUUGGCAAAGGAACGAAACGACAUCAAAAAAGAUGCCGAAGCCAUGGACCAAUUUUUCCGCGAGGAGUGUGGUUUCUUUUCUUACGAAGAUGCCCGAGCCCAAUUAGACGGCCGAACGGUGUCCCAAAUCCUCCGACAACUCCAAAUCAGUAAGGAAGUUAUUCAGAGUUUAAAAACUGACCUGGCAGCUAAGGAAAAGCCCAAAAAGACUACGGGAAUCCAAACAGAUUUAACAGACAAGCAAAUUACUAACCUUAUCCAACAAUGA
This is a messenger RNA of Racocetra fulgida, 761 nucleotides long. The record is from the annotation of a GenBank genome assembly. NCBI's taxonomy places the organism in Eukaryota, Fungi, Glomeromycota, Glomeromycetes, Diversisporales, Gigasporaceae.